This is a messenger RNA of Toxoplasma gondii ME49, 980 nucleotides long. RefSeq lists its product as hypothetical. NCBI's taxonomy places the organism in Eukaryota, Apicomplexa, Conoidasida, Eucoccidiorida, Sarcocystidae. The transcript has 2 exons. Bases 189 to 980 code for a protein of 263 amino acids. The record is from RefSeq and is a predicted model, not a curated record.
GACACAUCAGUUUAACUUCCGUGAUCGAGAGUGCAUCGUUCCGUGACGGUUUAACGACAGGAUCAAUCUUGCUUCAAAGGAGCAAACGACUGGCUCUUCCCGUAAUAUCGGCGCAGUGUCAAGUCUGCUGCGGACUUCUCGUCCUAAACCUGUUCAUACGAUAUUCCAAAGAAAGCCAUUCUUUAACCAUGAUGGAGGUUGCACUAUCUCAGCAGGCAGUUUUGCUCGUCUGCCUGACAACUGUUUCCUCCGUUUUUCCCGCAUUGGCUCAAAUCACGGAGAGUUUCACUGCUUUGGACAGUGUGGUCACGCCCGCGAACGCAAUUCAAGUUGCGGUUGGAAAACAACCAGAUACUUCCAUUGACGAGACUGGAGUUUCACUUGAUCACUGGUCAAGACAACCCGUGCCAGUCUCACAUAGCAAAUUUUAUCCUGGUUUGCCGGACGAGCCGGAGUUCCGCGACAUACCUGUUCCAAGAAUUAGAUGGCCAAGAACGAGCACAACGACAACAACAAGCGCACGCACAACCACAACUAGCACAACGACAACCACAACAACAACUAGCACAACGAGAACAACCACAACCAGCACGACCACCACAACAUCUACAUCUACCACAACUACAACUACAGCGUCUACCACAACGAGUAGUUCCACUACUACAUCUUCGCAAACCACAACCACCGGAAAACAAAAGGACUGGAAGUUUCCAAAGAAUGCCGAUUCUUAUUUGACGAAACUUGCACGGUUGAUGCUGCUGCUCUUGGGAAAGGACCUGGGAGGCAAGGCCCCCAGACAGGCAACUGGAGACGCUAGCGUUUUCCAAGACCAUGAGGAACUCGCAGCACACCUUUUCGAACGGCUCGAAGGUACAGUUUUUGGAUGCAGUCAAGACAUCACCACACUUGUGGAUCAGAUCCAGCGAGAGGCUGGCGCCCUUGAAAUCCGUUCAACGGCUCUUCGCGGCGCGACCAAGUGA